GAGCUUGUGCUGCGGUCAGGGCCAUCUUUGGUUGUUCUCGCCGGUCUCACCACAGUCAGUUUGCAAUUGUGAUACGUAAAAAAUUAUUAGAGCGAUAAUUGUUCGCAAAGAGGUGUUUUUUGCCACUCAUAGAACAAUAGACUGGUCCUGCAUAAAUAUUUUGUUUCAUCAACACCGUUUUGCAGAUUUUUUUGCAACGGAAAUUUGGCUAAAGACGGGAGAUCCACUGUAAUACAUCAUGGAUGAGGAAUAUGAUGUUAUCGUAUUGGGCACCGGACUCACAGAAUGUAUUCUCUCUGGGAUCAUGUCUGUUAAUGGGAAGAAAGUUUUGCAUAUGGACAGAAAUCCAUAUUAUGGUGGUGAAAGUUCCUCCAUCACACCCCUGGAGGAGCUCUAUAAGAGAUUUGGGAUUUCGGACAGCCCACCAGAGUCAAUGGGCCGGGGAAGAGACUGGAAUGUGGACCUUAUUCCUAAAUUCUUAAUGGCUAAUGGUCAGUUAGUUAAGAUGCUUCUAUACACUGAAGUGACCAGAUACCUUGACUUCAAAGUGGUCGAGGGAAGCUUUGUGUAUAAAGGAGGAAAAAUCUACAAAGUGCCCUCUACUGAGACAGAGGCACUGGCUUCAAACCUAAUGGGAAUGUUUGAGAAGAGACGCUUCCGCAAGUUCCUAGUUUUUGUGGCCAACUUUGAUGAGAAUGAUCCCAAGACUUUUGAGGGCGUCGAUCCCAAACUCACAACAAUGGGAGAAGUGUACAAGAAGUUUGACUUGGGACAGGAUGUCAUCGACUUCACGGGACAUGCCCUGGCCCUCUACAGGACAGACGAUUACCUAGAGCAGCCGUGUCUGGAGACCAUCAAUAGGAUCAAACUCUACAGUGAGUCUCUGGCACGCUACGGGAAGAGCCCAUACCUUUACCCUCUGUACGGACUGGGGGAGCUCCCUCAAGGGUUUGCUAGGUUAAGUGCAAUUUAUGGAGGAACCUACAUGCUGAACAAACCAGUGGAUGAGAUAGUGAUGGAGGGAGGACACGUGGUGGGCGUGAAAUCAGAGGGAGAGGUUGCCCGCUGCAAGCAGCUCAUCUGUGAUCCUAGCUACAUCCCGGACCGUGUGCACAAAGCCGGCCAGGUGAUCCGGGUCAUCUGCGUCCUCAGCCAUCCCAUUAAAAACACUAAUGAUGCCAAUUCCUGCCAGAUCAUCAUCCCUCAGAACCAGGUUAACCGCAAAUCAGAUAUCUAUGUUUGCAUGAUCUCCUACGCCCAUAAUGUGGCAGCUCAAGGGAAAUACAUUGCCAUUGCAAGCACCACUGUGGAGACCUCUGAUCCUGAAGCUGAAAUUGAACCUGCUCUGGAACUCCUUGAGCCCAUUGACCAAAAGUUUGUGGCCAUCAGUGAUAUGUAUGAACCCAGAGAUGAUGGUACAGAGAGCCAGAUUUUUGCAUCACGGUCCUACGAUGCCACCACUCAUUUCGAAACGACAUGUAACGACAUCAAGGACAUCUACAAGCGCAUGACAGGCAGCGACUUCGACUUUGAGAACAUGAAGCGUAAACAGAACGACGUCUUCGGCGAGGACGAGCAGUGAGGGGUGGAGAAGUGACGGAGGAGUGGAGAGGCAAUGAUCAGGUGGAGGGAGAGAUGAGGCUGCGUUCAAAGGAUUGACAACGCUUUAAAUCUCUUUCAACCAGCCUUAUCUUUAUCCUUAUCUGCUCAUUCCCUCAACACUCCUCCGGUGUCUCUGUUCGGAUACUUACAGUUCAGCACACAGACACACAAAUGCUCUAUUGCUCACAUUCCACAACUCUGCACUACAAAGUGGGCUCACACCAACAUGCUAUUUUAGAUUCAUACACAAGCAGUAUGCAUCGUUUGCGCAAAAUAUCCUGCUGAAGUGAAACACGUCUCUUUCUGUUCUCUGAAAAUCAUCUUUGACUGAAGCCCACAGAUGUGAACGAUUCCUCGAAUACUGAAGGUGAUUUAAAACAAUUUCUCAUCAACUUUGGUGAACUGUCCUCAGAAUGUUAGUUUAGCAUACUGCCGUCACUUUUUCAUGUGAACACUACAGCAGCUUUCCUGUACUUUGGGAAAGUGUCACUGAGCAAAAUAGUACGAUUAUGAAACGCUCUCAAUUAAAAACUAGUGUUUGACACCUGGAAAAGGAUGUAAUAUGAUAUCGACAAUAUUUAAAACACAGAAGUCGUACAAAAAUAAAUCGGACUUUGCUAGAUCCAGCAAUCAAAACCUGAACUGACGGUCUUAUAAGUCUCAUAUCAUUGCAUUUUCUAAUCAUGAUCCUUCUGCUCUAUCACUUUAAAGGUAUUUAGUUCUUUUUUAUGAUUAUUAUUGGAGACAACUAAAUUGAAUGAGAUGUAUAAUAUGCAGUAUAGAAGUGAAUUGUAAGCCAUUAACUUGUAGCUAACAUUACAGUCUUUGUGCUAACUUAAAAACAUUGUAUGGCCUCACAAUGAUCUGUCGACCUUAUUCUACAUUCCUCAUCCUCCUGCUAUCAUUCUUGUUUGUAGUAAAAAAAAAAAAAAAAAAACAAUACAGACAGCUGGUAUUGAAUGCAGAUGUGAGCAAAAAUGCAUAAUGAGUCGAUCGCUUACGGGAAAUGAGUCUUAAUAAGAACGUGGAAGCAAUUUUCACUCCCACAGCUGCAGAAGUAAAUGAUAAUGUGAAUUUAAUGAGUAUCAGAUCCUUUGGUAUUCAAUAGUAGCCAUAUCUGUUGGUAAUCUGGCUUUUGUAAACCAGGCUGACUAAAUAUAUUCAUGCUCUUAACUUUGAAUUGUGAUGAACACUAUGCCUCUCCCUGUGUACUGUAAAGAUUCUCACUCUUCAUGCAACUAAACCACAUCUUCGAUUUCUAUUUUAUCAGUGAUUGACACAUGCAGUCUCUGCAUUUACACUUGGCUGUUAGAAACCACAAGACAAACUUAGUAUUGAACUAUGACUGGUCAUUUUCACCAUUACUUAUAUCCCUAUUCAUGCUUGUUUUUGUUUUCAAAUGAAUUGAUCUGCCAUCAAUAGUUAUAGUGGACUCUAGUCUGGACCAGAUGAUAAUGGUGUGCUGUCUGAACUCUUACUGUACAGCUUUCAGUGUAGAAUAUACAAGCAUUGUCAUGUUUUCCAUACUCGCCUUUGCUGAGAAAAAGCCUUUGACUCGAGUUCCCUCCCUCCCUCCUUUCCUCUUUAUUUUAAAUGGAAAACAAGGAGUGUGACAGUUUCAUUACAUUCUUGAAUUUUAUUGGGCCAAAUUCACUUAUGGCCUUAUUGAUUCAUGUAGAAGCAUACAGGUCUUGAACUCUUUCCUUAGUGCACAAAUUAGAUGGAUUAAUGAUAACUGGAAUCAAGUAGAAUAACGCUGCAUUGCUCUAUUUGUUAUCUUUUGCACCUCUCCAGCAUAUUGUUGCAUAUGUUUGGAUUAACUGUUUUGUACUGUAUUUAUUUUCAUUUUGUCUUUCAUUUUCAAUGUUGAAACAACUAAACAUCUUUAAAAAACUGACACACAAACCCGACAAUUUUAAGUUGUGAAUUUCAUCUCGUGUUUGAGCAGUCUUGUGCAACAAAAAUAAAAAUGGAUAAAAUGAAACUCA
This is a messenger RNA of Carassius gibelio (silver crucian carp), 3590 nucleotides long. Its product is annotated as rab GDP dissociation inhibitor alpha. NCBI's taxonomy places the organism in Eukaryota, Metazoa, Chordata, Actinopteri, Cypriniformes, Cyprinidae. Gene Ontology annotation, biological process: vesicle-mediated transport; small GTPase-mediated signal transduction; protein transport. The coding region runs from base 239 to 1582 and encodes 447 amino acids. The record is from RefSeq and is a predicted model, not a curated record. The transcript is spliced from 11 exons. Gene Ontology annotation, molecular function: Rab GDP-dissociation inhibitor activity. Gene Ontology annotation, cellular component: cytoplasm.